Messenger RNA from Daldinia vernicosa, 1827 nucleotides. Its product is annotated as thiolase-like protein. The record is from RefSeq and is a predicted model, not a curated record. The transcript is spliced from 3 exons. Lineage: Eukaryota; Fungi; Ascomycota; Sordariomycetes; Xylariales; Hypoxylaceae. Gene Ontology annotation, molecular function: acyltransferase activity, transferring groups other than amino-acyl groups. Bases 222 to 1598 code for a protein of 458 amino acids.
CACCAGGGUCUUGUACUCCCCCACAUCUGGGGAAAUCCCAUUAAGGAAGGGAAGUACAGUCGGAUCAUGCGGCGUAGUGCAGCUUCCAGGUUACUGAUUAUAUAGUAUAUAAGAAAGUUCAAUCUCGAGUCUAUUCUUCAAAACGUCCCACUUAAUCUUCUAAAGGUGCAACUUAGUCUUUCUUCCCAAGGCGAAAUUCAAAUUUCAACUUUCAAUUCAAGAUGCCCGCCAAACAGAAGCAGCCCGUGUAUGUGCUCGGCGUGGGCAUGACCAAGUUCAUCAAGCCCCGCGGUAAGGUCGACUACACGGAGCUUGGCUUCGAAGCCGGUGUCAAAGCUAUGCUCGACGCGCACAUCAACUACGACGACGUCGAGCAGGGCAUCGCAUGCUAUUGCUACGGGGACUCUACAUGCGGCCAGCGCGUCUUCUAUCAGUUUGGCAUGACACAAAUUCCCAUCCUCAAUGUCAAUAACAACUGCUCUACUGGCUCUACCGGCCUUUCGAUGGCGAGGAACACCAUUGCUUACGGUGGCGCCGACUGCAUUCUCGUCGUCGGCUUCGAGAAGAUGAUGCGUGGCAGUCUCCAAAGCUUCUUCAAUGAUAGGGAGAAUCCCACUGGUACCUCGGGAAAGAUGAUGGCGGAAACCCGUGGUUAUACGAAUGCCCCCGGCGCCGCGCAGAUGUUUGGUAAUGCCGGCCGGGAAUACAUGGAGAAGUUCGGCGCCAAACUCGAAGAUUUCGCAGAAAUCGGCAGAAUCAAUCACCAGCACUCUGUCAACAACCCAUACUCCCAAUUCCAGGAUGUCUACACCCUAGAGCAAAUGCUCAAGUCACCAAUGAUCCACGAGCCACUCACUAAAUUGCAGUGCUGCCCGACGUCAGACGGUGGCGCUGCCGCAGUCCUUGUCUCGCAGGACUUCCUCAAUGCUAGGCCGCACCUGAAGGACCAGGCCAUACUGAUCGCAGGCCAGUGCAUGGCAACAGACUCACCGAAUCUGUUCUCGCGCAGCGCGAUCGACCUAAUCGGCUUCGAGAUGAGCAAGCACGCUGCCGAGGUGGCGCUAGCUGAAGCCAAGGUCUCGCCGGCCGACGUCCAGGUUGUUGAGCUACAUGACUGCUUCUCGGCCAACGAGAUGGUAACGCUCGACGCGCUAGGCUUAUGCGAACCCGGUAAAGCACACGAGAUGGUACGCCGUGGUGACAUCACCUACGGCGGCAAGUACGUCGUCAACCCAUCCGGCGGGCUGAUCUCCAAAGGCCACCCCCUCGGCGCUACGGGGCUAGCCCAGUGCGCCGAGCUAGUCUGGCAUCUUCGCGGCUGGGCAAACAACCGCGCGGUUCCGCAUACGAAGUUCGCGCUCCAGCAUAAUCUAGGCCUAGGCGGCGCCGCCGUGGUCACGGUGUACUGCCGUCCGGAUCACAGCGAGGCGCAGAAGCGAAACUCGGCGGAUAUCGCUAAGGCGAACGGCCUCGGGUAUAAUCCUGCUGUCGAGGCGAAGGGGUUUACGGCUGCGCAGUGCAAGAGCGUGCUUAGUAAGAAGGCGUCGAGCGCAUGGGCGUUGCAGGAUACGGAGAAGAAGGUUGAAGCGAGGUUUUAAGUUAUAGGAGAUACCUAGGGGUAGGUUGGUGGGAGUUACAUACCAAUUAGGAACACGGGUAAAAUGUGUGUUUUCUUUUGGGGCUUUCGGAUUUAAGGCUUGCUGGAAGGUUUAAGGAUCUAUCUCCCUACGCUACGGUAUUAUAUGGUACAGAAUGAAUUUAUGAGAUGUAAUAUAUAACUACUUCCUAGGUAAGGUAUAUAAAAAAUAACUAUAUGGUAUAUACGGA